AUGGCAGAGCUCUACAAGUCCAUAGCAACACUAGAACAACAACACAAGAGGACCCAGCUAAUGGAAACGUACGGAGAAUUAAUGCAAGCCAGACGCCAACUGAGAGAUCUCCUUACAAAACGCCACCUGCGAUCUUUACAACAAUCCAAGGUAUUCUUUUACGCCCAUGCCAACAAGGGUGGCAGAUACCUAGCACGGCUCCUGAAAGGCAAUGCCCCUCGCAAGCAGUUCCGCAACCUGCGCCUCCCUUCGGGCGCCACGACUGCAUUUCCGGACCUAAUAGCUGAAGAAUUCAGUCGCUAA
Molecule: messenger RNA, 303 nt
Organism: Pelobates cultripes (western spadefoot toad)
Lineage: Eukaryota; Metazoa; Chordata; Amphibia; Anura; Pelobatidae
Source: the annotation of a GenBank genome assembly